Molecule: messenger RNA, 576 nt
Organism: Momordica charantia (bitter melon)
Lineage: Eukaryota; Viridiplantae; Streptophyta; Magnoliopsida; Cucurbitales; Cucurbitaceae
Source: RefSeq, a predicted model, not a curated record
AUGGACUACUUCACCAAGUGGGCCGAGGCCGAGGCACUCACCCACAUCACAGAGUUCAGGGUCACGUCGUUCAUAUGGACAAAUAUCGUAUGUCGCUUUAGUAUACCGAACGCCAUCGUAACAGACAAUGGGAAGCAAUUCGAUAAUGCAAGGUUCAAAGACUUUUGUAGGAAGCUGAACAUAAGCCAUCUCAGUUCAUCCCCUGCCCAUCCAAAAGCAAAUGGGCAAGUCAAAGCAGUAAAUAAAAUCAUCAAACGCGGACUCAAGCUGAGAUUGGACUCCAGAAAGGGAAAAUGGGCUGAGGAGCUACCCGAAGUCUUGUGGUCAUACCGGACUACUCCAAGAGAGUCAACUGGUGAAACCCCAUUCUUACUGGCCUUUGGCUCCGAAGCUGUUGUCCCAGUCGAGAUCGGCAUGCCAACAGACAGGUUAAAGGGGCGAUGUGGAAAGUUCGACUGCUCAAUGUUAUCCUUUAGGCUUCCGAGUUCGAGGAGAAAUGUUGAAGUUAAUAAAGGAAACUUUCAAAUUCAAACCUUUAAAGAAGUAAAAGGUGCGAUGUGUCGAAGUUCCUCCUAA